Molecule: messenger RNA, 939 nt
Organism: Myotis myotis
Lineage: Eukaryota; Metazoa; Chordata; Mammalia; Chiroptera; Vespertilionidae
Product: olfactory receptor 145
Exons: 1
Coding region: 1-939 (312 amino acids)
Biological process (GO): sensory perception of smell; G protein-coupled receptor signaling pathway
Cellular component (GO): membrane
Molecular function (GO): odorant binding; olfactory receptor activity; G protein-coupled receptor activity
Source: RefSeq, a predicted model, not a curated record
AUGGUGGCUGAGAAUUCCUCUGUGACGGAGUUCAUCCUCGCAGGCCUAACCCACCACCCGGGGCUCCAGCUGCCCCUCUUCUUCUUGUUCCUGGGCUCCUACAUGGUCACGGCGGUGGGGAACCUGGGCUUGCUCACACUGAUCGGGCUGAGCUCUCACCUGCACACCCCGAUGUACUUCUUCCUCUAUAAUCUGUCCCUCAUAGAUUUCUGCUAUUCCACCGUCAUCACUCCCAAAAUGCUGAUGAGCUUCGUCUCGGAGAAGAACGUCAUCUCCUACGCAGGGUGCAUGACUCAGCUCUUCUUCUUUCUUUUCUUUGUCGUCUCCGAGUCCUUCACCCUGUCAGCGAUGGCAUACGACCGCUACGUCGCCAUCUGUAACCCGCUGCUGUACACGGCCACCAUGUCUCCCCGCGUCUGCUUACUUCUUUUGUCCGGGGUCUACGUGAUGGGGUUUGCUGGGGCCAUGGCCCACACCGUGUGCAUGGCCAGACUGACCUUCUGUGCCAACAAUCUGGUUGACCACUACAUGUGUGACAUCCUCCCCCUUCUGGAGCUCUCUUGCACCAGCACCCACGUGAACGUGCUGGUAGUUUUCGUGGUGGUGGGCAUCGACAUAGGUGUGCCCAGCCUGACCAUCUUCAUUUCUUACGCCCUCAUCCUCUCCAGCAUUCUCCAUAUUCGUUCCACCCAGGGCAGGUCCAAAGCCUUCAGCACCUGCAGCUCCCACAUGAUUGCAGUUUCUCUUUUCUUUGGGUCCGGGGCAUUCAUGUACCUCAAGCCAUCUUCUCUUUUACCUCUGAGCCAGGGGAAGGUGUCUUCCUUGUUCUACACCAUUGUGGUGCCGAUGCUCAACCCCUUAAUCUACAGCCUGAGGAAUAAGGAUGUCAAAGUUGCUCUGAAAAAAACCUUAAGCAAAAAAACAAAUUCAUUCUCCUGA